GGGAACGGUACGCACUGCGGUGUCGAUUCCGAACGCGAUAAAAUCAAUAAUUCUGCACCGUGAUAUGUGGCACAUUCGAAAUCGAAUGCCUUCGAUUGUUUACGUGCAAACACCAUUACCUCCUGGUCUGUGCUCAGCAAGAUCCCAGUGAACUGUUUCCGUGUCUGAGUGAGCUUCGUGACCCUGUCCUCGGGAUCCUUAGGAUAUUGGCUUGGGGCAAUCAAAAAACCUGGUGGAACGCUCCGGACUGCUGAUUAGGCUGGCCUCGGCAGCGGGCGCUAUUCAUUCGUUUGUUCCUAGAUCUACGUUCGACCAGUCGGUAUGGCGGAAUGGGUUGAGAACCUACGGCACAGGAAAGCAGCUUUGGCUGCAGUCGAAGUACUGCUUGCAUUGAUCGUGAUCCUUGCACUGACGGCAUCUACAGACAAAGCCACAGCACAGCCUGGCGUUAGUGACAUGGAUAUCCGCUACGAGGUCAAGAUCAAAUACCCCUUCCACGACCUUAUCGGGUAUUACCUGGGGAAAGAUGCGCCACCCGAUAAUUACACUGUCUUCGUCGACAGCAGUGUGAUAUCGACGUCUCAGCUUCUCCUGGCUACCGGCAUAAUCUGCAUUGUGAUAUCGGUGAUACGGCUAGUUCUCUACGCUGCUCUCGGGGAACAUCCAAAGUCACAAAGGGUGCCACCAGCAGAGUUGGUAGCGACAUCAUUCAUGACACUGAUGCUUGUCGUCUCAGCCAGUAUGUUCGUCUGGCAAGUAUCCGACACUCUCAUAUCAAAUAUCUCCGCGAAUCUGGACGUAGUGAUCGGAACCUGUCCGACUGAAAUGAAGUGUUACAAGUCUCUGCCACGGUUCAGGGCACUCUAUGCAGCAGGGGCAUUUCAGUUCAUCUCGGCGGUAGCAUGGGCAAUAAACAUUUGGUUUGCAUUCCGAAACACGUACCUGCACCGUCCGUACUACCUUGACCAGAUGGAGGCCGGUCAAGGACCGGGUGCACAGGAAAUUCCCACGACCAGCACGCCGGCAACCUCUUACGGAACUGGCGAGGGACGAAGCUCCAAGCGAUUUAACCCAGGCAAACAAUGGGAGCCAAAAGAGAUGAGUGUGAUGUCAAAACCGACAGCGGCAGACAUGGACGCUUAACGAUUCAGUUCAAAGUCUUUAUUUUCUCAUGAAGCAAUUGCUUCUGACUGUUGAUGGCUGAACUUUCAUUUUUUAUAACUACACUGCCAAUAGGUUAACUCCAUUCUCCCGACCAGAAUGAUUUUACAGUGGAUUACUUGUCUGCAGAACCUAAGGCAAUGAUUUUAGUAGAAUCAUAACUACUCGUCCUUGUCGUACUGCUGUUUUAAACCGAUAGGAGGUAAUGCGAUUUUUGUUGACAUUCACUUUGAGAGAUGACUCACAUGGGUCAUAUUGUUCCCAUUGCCGGAAUUGAUCAUUUUAAUGGAGGAGUUGGCACUUCCUUUACAUUUGAUUUCCCUUUUAAUUGGCGUUUAGGUAAACUUCACCUUGGUAGCGUAUAGCUGUCCAAUUCUUUAAUAGAUUUAAAUGUACUGCAGUACAUGUACAUUGCUACUAGCUGCGGGAAUGCGAUUCGGCUAUGCUUAUUAAGCCAUGCUUAGUAAUGUGAUUGCAUCUCAGAUUUUGUGUGCUGCUAA
This is a messenger RNA of Sycon ciliatum, 1661 nucleotides long. RefSeq lists its product as uncharacterized. Bases 322 to 1143 code for a protein of 273 amino acids. Gene Ontology annotation, cellular component: synaptic vesicle; membrane. The transcript has 6 exons. NCBI's taxonomy places the organism in Eukaryota, Metazoa, Porifera, Calcarea, Leucosolenida, Sycettidae. The record is from RefSeq and is a predicted model, not a curated record.